AUGUGGGCAAGGAGGUGUGGAGCAAAACCUCGAUGGCCUUCCAGAAUCAAGGUAGUUUUCUUCAGCUUUCUCUCUGGGACGCUUGGGCUCUCCGUGUACAUGUACAUGUCUGGAUUGAGCAACUCAUCCCUGGAUCUGUCGCGAUCGACGUCGGAGCAGCCGCUCUGCCUGACCUCUUGGCCCCAGCGCUAUGACCAGGUGUUCACGUCGACCAUCUGGAAUAGCGAUGAGGAUGAAGUGCUUUUCAAGGCUCCAGGUGCAGACGAGGAGUUCUUCGCAAAAUAUCGCUGUGAAGUUCCACUGCUGUCUGGGGCGAUGUGCAGGGACGUGAGCUUCCACACACAGGACCUCCAGCGACCGCUCGCACUAGCCAUGGGCGCAGCCGGUUUCGACUACGAUCUCAUGGGCGCAUGGGCGCUGUGGUGGCUUCUCCUUACCUUGGUGGCCUGGGUUGGGGUCACCAUCCAUGACUUGGCCCUCAUUGGGCAGUCACAGAAGGACUUCGUUCUUGACGUAGCCGGUGUCAACAAGCACUGCCCAUGCAUCCGGACAGUGUGGAAGUUCCUAGCUGGCUACAGGCCAUUAGUGCGUUUAGCAAAUGCCGAGCACUUCGGCACACGGUCGCUGGGAAUUGUGCUGGCAGUGCUUUUGGCCCCAGUUCUCCUGGCCUGGAACCUUGUUGUCUUGCUUUUCAUCAUCUGCCCGCUGAUCCUGCUGGCCUUCAUGCGAUAUCCGAUCCGGAUGAGCCGCGCGUGGGUCUUUAUCAUCUCUGUGGCCUGUGUCCUUUAUGGAUCUGCGCUCACAUUGCAGCAGCUAGCCUUCGUUGCACGCACCGACCUCCGGCCCAGAUACGCACUGACCUGGCAAGUCCAGGGACUUCAUGUGGCCUCUUCGCAGACGGGGCCUUGCACUUGCGGCUGCGACUACUCCAUGUCUCUGAACGUGUCGAUCAACUUGGCGGUGAUUGGCUUGGUGACAACCGUGUACCUGGUCCGCAAACAGACGCGAUGCGGAUAG
Molecule: messenger RNA, 1017 nt
Organism: Symbiodinium pilosum
Lineage: Eukaryota; Dinophyceae; Suessiales; Symbiodiniaceae
Source: the annotation of a GenBank genome assembly